AUGUUUGGCUUCAUUGUAAGGUACAGCUUUACGUACUACGCUAUGCUCGGCGUAAUUGUCGCCAUCUUCGCCAUGUCUGCAAUCGCUGCCGUCGCCCUUUUGGGACACGGCGAUGGCAUGGCAGGCGACGGCAGACAAGACGACGGUAGGGCAGGCGACAGCCACGGCGAGGAGUUACAGACCUUCUCUUUGCGGCAGCGAUGUUGCACUGGCGACCGGAAGAAACACAAACCACCAUUCGACGCCACGGCCAGACGUAUUGCGGAGAUGGAACACGGCGCAGGCCAGGGGUUGUUAGGCCAGCCAUUGCCGAAUUACGGUGGUUGUGGGGCUAGAGCUUGCUACUAG
Messenger RNA from Prorocentrum cordatum, 348 nucleotides. Lineage: Eukaryota; Dinophyceae; Prorocentrales; Prorocentraceae. The record is from the annotation of a GenBank genome assembly.